UUCGUCACAUUUGCAAACGCGGAACGUACUAAAAAUGUUAUUAUUUUUCGUGUUACUAUAUUUUUCAAAUUUUGUAACAGCAAAUGAAUAUGGUAAAAAGAGUUUUACAAUAGUAUUAGAUACAACAAUAUCGAUGCGUGAAGAAAUAGAUAUUUUAAAAUCAAACAUUGAAUCUAUCUUGAAGACUCCAUUGUCUGAUAUAGAUAAUUAUAUUUUGGUACCUUUCGAUGAUCCCGGCUUCGGACCUCCUAUUAUUUUACAAACACCUAGCAAACUUGUUGAAUUAGUGAAUAUAGUUGAAGUCAGUGGUGGCAAUGAAUGUCCGGAGAAUUCACUGCCCGCGAUAGAACAAGCGUUGACAGUCAGUAAACCAAAUUCAAUGAUAUUUGUAUUUACCGAUGGAUAUGCAAGAAAUAAUAGUAAAUUAAACUCUAUAGAAAAUUUAUGUCGGAGCACAAAUAGCCAGGUCAUAAUAUUUCUGAGUGGAAAAUGUGUUUCGAGUGGUAGCAAGUCUGUGGUGGGUACAAUUGAUGCAUAUUUUGACGUUGCCAAAUCAUGUUCCGGUUCCGUUAUUCAACUUCAAUUGAAUAACUUUCGACAGGUAUUUAGAAUGAUGAAAGAAAUAUCCAAAACAGAUUGGACUGAGAUUGUGGCUAAUAAAAUAUUUACUGGAUCAGAGCAAUUUACUAUUUCAAUUGAUGGUUACACAAAAGACAUGGUUAUAACAGUUACUGGAGAGUACCCGAAUGUAGAAAUUCUGGACGAAAAUGGCCAAAUUCCUGCAAUAGAUCGUAUAGUCAACACGUUGCAUUCUAAGGUUUUACGAUUAAUUUCACCACCUGUUGGAACUUAUAGUGUGAAAAUAUUCUGUCAAGGCAAAACAUUAGUUACAAUUUAUAAAAGAAGAGAAGUCAACUUUCGAUUAGGUUUCUCACCUAAAUUGGCAAGGAGCUUGAAGGAGACUACUAAUUUACCUUUACCAGGCACCGUCAAUUACAUAUCCAUCGCAAUAGCUGAAAUAUCAAUCGAAUUGAAUUCGAUUUAUAUAAGAUUUAAUGGCCGCCGUGUCAAGAAGAUUGAUGUUGAAAUUGUCGACAGAAGUUUGGGUUUAUAUUCGGCGCAGGAAUACUUCGAACCAGAUACAUCGUUUAAAAUUACAAUUUACGGCCACGAUGAAUCUUAUCAAGUCAUCAAAGGGUCGACGGGAACGCUAACUCCUCAAAAAAUGAUUCAAGAACUACAGGUGAAAAGACCUAAAAUAGAAUGGAUUGAACCGAAGGAGGCGUUAGUGGAGUACAUGGCUAAUAUAACGCUCGCCUGCAAAGCAUCCGGAUAUCCAAAACCAACAAUCUCUUGGUCCGAUGAAAUUGGGAACAUAUUCCCUUCAGAGGAUGCUCUACUCGAAACACGAUCAGUUUUUAUAAGUUAUGCAUACGUUGAUAAAGUAACCGAAAACAACACGAUUCAUUGCAAAGCAGAGUCCAAGGAAGGUGAAGAUACAUUGACUAUGGAUCUUUUUGUGAAUAGAACUCUUAUGUUUGAAGUUUUAGAAUAUCCACAAGACGCUACGUUUGAAUACAGCACAGAGGGUCAGCUGUCUUGUAAAGUCGACGCAUACCCAGAGGCAACCAUACAAUGGUACCAUAAUGAUUCACUUGUUGAAAAUGGAGACAACUUAGAAAUUUUAUCUGACCAAAGUAUGCUCUUAUUAAAAUAUAUGACUCCGCAACUGACAGGAGAAUACAGAUGUGAAAUCAAUAACAAUAUUCAAAGUAAAAGGUAUACCGCAAUAGUAGAUAUAUCAGGAGUAGAAUUACCAGAAAUAGAGUUAAACGAUUCUGAGCUCGUCUUACGAUUAGACGAUUGGGUUAAUAUUGAAUGCACAAUUAAAAAAGGUAAACCAGCCCCAAAGGUGACUUGGAAAUUCAAAACCGAUAACGGUUACGAAGAUAUUCCCGAAGGAGUUAGCGCUGAGGAAAAUCAUCUCAAAAUCCCAUCAGUCAAGACGGAACAUAUUGGUAUCUACAAAUGCGAAGCGGAAAACAUUUUUGGAACAGAUUCAAAGGAAUUGUUAAUUAAAGUUGAAUAUCCACCGAAAAUAAAAUUUUAUGACAAAUUAAAGAUAGUGAGACUAGAUGAAGACGUUGAAUUGUCUUGCGAAGUCGAUGCUAUACCAAAAGCAGAAGUGAGAUGGCAAAAGAAACAAGAUGACAUUAUCAUUCCUCUAGAUAGUCGACAUGAAACUGAUGAAUGGAACACGCUUAGGUUUACUGCAUCUUCUGUCGACUCAGGAAACUAUUAUUGCAUCGCUGAGAAUUAUUUAGGAAGAGCAGAACGCGUCGUUACGCUGAAUGUAUUAGUUCCCCCGUACAUUGAUCCACCGCCACGUAAAAUUAUAACAAUCAGAACAGGUGAAUCAGUCACGUUACAGUGUCAUGUGCACCACGGUCAUCCUGAACCCUCGACUAAAUGGGAGUUUAUAGCACUUAAUUCAACUCUCACGACUUUAUUAAGGGGAAGUUCUGUAAACGAUCUUACUUUAAAUAAUGUAUCAAAAACGCACGAGGGUUCCUACAUAUGUUUAGCCGAAAACAUGGCCGGUUCUGAUACAAUUAAAAUUGAUCUUAAAAUAUUUUAAUGUUUAAAUUAAAUGAA
Molecule: messenger RNA, 2655 nt
Organism: Papilio xuthus (Asian swallowtail)
Lineage: Eukaryota; Metazoa; Arthropoda; Insecta; Lepidoptera; Papilionidae
Product: hemicentin-1-like
Exons: 17
Coding region: 35-2638 (867 amino acids)
Biological process (GO): homophilic cell-cell adhesion; synapse organization
Cellular component (GO): plasma membrane; axon; neuronal cell body
Molecular function (GO): axon guidance receptor activity
Source: RefSeq, a predicted model, not a curated record